Molecule: messenger RNA, 1705 nt
Organism: Clarias gariepinus (North African catfish)
Lineage: Eukaryota; Metazoa; Chordata; Actinopteri; Siluriformes; Clariidae
Product: claudin-20
Exons: 2
Coding region: 710-1438 (242 amino acids)
Biological process (GO): bicellular tight junction assembly; cell adhesion
Cellular component (GO): bicellular tight junction; plasma membrane
Molecular function (GO): structural molecule activity
Source: RefSeq, a predicted model, not a curated record
GAUAGAGUGAGUGGUAGAAAAGGAAGGCAGUGACGCAGCAGUUGCCACAGUAACACCUGUUUGAAAGAGCUGCGAAAACAAAAGAACAACUGCUAAGAAUCGCCGCAAAAUCAGACACAUCUGAACAAAAACGAGAAAUACUGUGAUGUUUUUACCUUCAGCAAACCAGGUGCAGCAAUGUUCUGGAUGGAUCUGAUGCUGGGAUUUGUGAGGGGGUGAACCAACAUUUGGCCUUGACUCAUCUCUCUCUCUCUCUCUCUCUCAAUUCCUCCAGUCAGCACUAAGCUGAUAUGACAAACUGUUGAAGUAACCGCGCCAGAGCAGAGCGAGCAGAGCAGAGCCGCGCUCCUCCUCAGAUCUCUCUCCCUCACCGUUUCAUUUCUUUCUCUUUUCCGAGGCACGGCUUGUUUUCUCAUAGUGAGCAGAAAAAAAAAGGAACCGUGCAGAACGAGCGAGCGCUUGAGCAGAGGAGUGUACAUUUCUGGAUGUUCUCAUUCGCGUAUGAAGAGCACCAUAUGGGCUUUUUUUUUUAAAUCGUUUCUUCCCGGUGGAUAGAUUGAGGACUAACCUCAGGACAGAUACGGACAUGGUAGCGUCAAGACGACCGUCAUCAACUCCAUCUCAAACAGGAAGGCGCUGGUGCUGAAGAGAACAGGACACCUAGAAGAGCGCCCAUGUGAAUUGUGUCCAGGCAGACAGAUUGGUCAAGAUGGCGUCCACAGGCACGCAGAUCUUCGGCUUUGUGCUGGCCUUGCUGGGCAUCCUGGGCAUCAUGGUGGCAACGCUGCUUCCUAACUGGAAGGUGAGCGCAGACGUGGGCUCGAGCAUCAUCACCGUCAUCUCACAGAUGCAGGGCCUGUGGAUGGACUGCACCUGGUACAGCACGGGAAUGUUCAGCUGCACGCUCAAGUACUCCGUACUGGCACUUCCUGCAUACCUGCAGACGGCACGCACUACCAUGGUGCUGUCCUGCGUCCUGGCUGCGCUCGGGCUCUGCCUGGCGUCGCUCGGACUUAAGUGCACGCACUGGGGUGGCGGUAGGAGAGCAAAACGUCACGCUGCACUGGGGGCUGGAGCCUGCUUCGUAGCCUCUGGGUUCUUGUGUCUGGUGCCUGCGUCUUGGUACACCAACGAGGUCAUCUCCAGCUUUUUGGAUGCCAAUGUACCUGAGAGCAACAAGUUUGAACCGGGCGGUGCGAUCUAUGUCGCGUUCGUGUCGUCUGGUUUGCUUUUGGCAAGCGGUUUCAUCUUCUGCCUGUCGUGUCCAGGCAAGCGACAUGGACCUCAGGAUCUCGUCCUGCUGCCUCCGGAUAAACUCUUACUCCAGCAGCAGCAGCAGCUCCUCCAGCAGCAGCAUUUAGACCAGCUCCAGCACCAGUACUGCACUCUCUCACCUCUGGAUAAUAAGACGGGUUACAGUCUGCAGGACUACGUGUAACGGAAACAAUGACUUCGACACACUUGUCCUCUCUUUCUCCUCUUCUACAAGCACAAAAUGGCAGAGGAAUUCCCAAAGUUUUAGCAAGGACAAGUCGUGCACAAACUGAUGAGCGAUGUCGGAGUGAGCAGACAACAAAUAAAACGCAGAUCUCCUGUAUAUGAGCAUUUCCAGGGGAGUGGAUUAGUUAGACUGAAAUCCCCUCCAGACAUAACUAGGGGUGCAUCGAUACCGAAUAACAAGCAAAUGCCUUAGUAUCAACCAACA